Cuscuta campestris is the source of this 1177-nucleotide messenger RNA. Lineage: Eukaryota; Viridiplantae; Streptophyta; Magnoliopsida; Solanales; Convolvulaceae. The record is from the annotation of a GenBank genome assembly.
ACACACAGCGGGACUGCAAAAUUUUUAGUCAGCCUCGAAAAUAUCCAUUGAAGGAUAAACAAUUUUUAGUCAGCCGGCCGAUUAUAUCCCAAUUUUUUUCAGGGCCUCAACCUCAAAUGGCGGUAAAAAAUCCCAAUCACUUCUUCGGAUUUGAGCCCAAAAGGGAUACAUAUGGAUUUACUAUGAGGCCUCAACACCAGAGAGUAUGCCAAUAUCUAUAAGGAAGAGGAAGCAAAAAGGUCACAUAAGUGGAAUAGUUUUCUUAACAGCCAAGAAUUAUCUGUUCAACAACUUCAUUGCCAAGAGGUCUGCAAGACUGAUGAUUCUGAAACAAGAAACCAUAUAAGUGCCUGCGAUAAUGUGGUCGGUGAGACUGGUGAUUUAUAUAGAGAGAAGCCACUUCCUGACAUUCAUACAAAAAAAUCUUCUUGAGAAAGAGACGUCAACUGUCAUACAAUCAAAACCCAGGGAGGUGAAGACAUGGACUGACAUUAGAUCAUCUCUAUCUGCUAUCGAAACUAUGAUGGCAUUUCGUGUGAAGAACAAAAACUAUGUGAAAGACAUGAAGUUAGCAUCUUCUCAUGAUCAACUUCUGCCAAUUGGGGAGUCAAAACCUCUAAGGGAAGAAUAUGAGGACAAGAAUGAUGAAAGCAAUAGUGUGAUAUUGGAUGACAGUUCAAGGUCAGCUGCUAAAGGAUGUACUCCAGGUGAUAGAGGUCAAGUAGAACCUUCUGUGCCUUGGAAGAAUGAACUUGAGCAACUUGUUCAUAGAGGAGUACCAAGAGAUCUCCGGGGAGAUGUGCUUUUGUCAUUUUAUGACAAGUCUAUAGUUAUAAGGGUUUUUAUAAAAUUUAUCUCUAACAUUAAGAUGGAAUGAAACAAUUUAGGUUUGGCAAGCCUUUGUGGGUGUCAAGGCACGCCGGGUUGAGAGAUAUUACCAGGACUUGACCAUCACUGAAAAUGAUGUUGGUCCUUGCCCGAAGAAUGACACACCAUUGAUAGACAACAAUAGCAAGGGAUCCAAUAGAGGGAUAGCUGAUGUGUUAGAAAAAUGUAGGUAGCAGAUUGAGAAGGUCGUUAGAUGCAUGAGCCCUGGAAUUUAUCGUACAAUCUUUUUAAUUUGUAGGUGAUACUUCUCUUUAGGAUCCAUGGUGGUCAUUAAAGAAUGCUACUCAUU